CAAACAUAAACUCAACAUAACAUAAGAAUUAUCAUGAUUCUAACUCUAAAUAUCAAAACUUAACAAAUUAUCCAAUGGCAUCAUCAUGUGUAGGAACUUUAUCCUCCCCCAACCCCUCUCUAUUUUUCUCACAAACCAAACAUAUGGCAUCAACAAGGAGGAGAGUUAUAAAAGCAUCUGUCACAGAGAAACUUGGCAUCAAGAUUGAGAAGAACCCUCCUGAGUCCAAGCUCACUCAACUUGGUGUUAGACAAUGGCCCAAAUGGGGUUGCCCUCCAAGCAAUUUUCCAUGGACAUAUGAUGCAACAGAAACAUGCUAUCUUCUUGAAGGAAAAGUGAAGGUCACUCCUAGUGGAGCUAAUGAGGCUGUUGAAAUUGCUGCUGGUGACUUGGUUGUGUUUCCUAAAGGAAUGAGUUGCACUUGGGAUGUUUCUGUUGGUGUUGAUAAGCAUUAUAGAUUUGAAUAAUAUGAAGAUGGAAAAUGACUUUGAUAAUUAUUAUUGUUACUAUUAUUGAAUAAAUAAGCUAGAUUUUAUUUGUACUAAUGUUUUGUAAAAUUAAACAAAGUUUAGUUAUGUGAUUGUAACUCUUUUACGCCUAUUUUUAAGGCCAUAAAAAUUGAUUUCCGAUAUAAAUGGAGGCACAGUUGUUAAUGGAUAAGUUUGUGUGGUGGUUUUAUA
This is a messenger RNA of Lathyrus oleraceus (garden pea), 680 nucleotides long. RefSeq lists its product as uncharacterized. Lineage: Eukaryota; Viridiplantae; Streptophyta; Magnoliopsida; Fabales; Fabaceae. The record is from RefSeq and is a predicted model, not a curated record. The transcript is spliced from 3 exons. Bases 75 to 467 code for a protein of 130 amino acids.